AUGGCUGACUGCAGGAAGCUCCGGUUGCCCUCUAGUGGUUUCUUAGCAACGGUUGCCAAGCAGUCAGGGAUUGUUUAAACAGAAGUUGUUUCUCACACAAGCCGCCAGCCUCCUGCCCCAAGGGAACCCCAAGAUGUCGGAGAGUCCAGCACAGGGAACAUCCUCCGACCCCCAAACCUGCGACUUCUACAGGGUGAGUGAGUCUCUGCCCCCCAAGUUCAACCAACCAGAGACGUGGAGACGGGGGUACAGACCCAAGACUGACAACCCUUUAUACAGAACCUCUAACCAGAUAUACGGGAGCCGACCCCCCACGGUCCAUGAAAUGCCGACGACGUUUAACGGCAUCUCGGACAAAUUUUCGGAGACAGCGGUGAAAUGCGGCAUGUACCGGAACCAUGGGUUCAACACGUCCACGGAGAGGAGCUACGUGAGUGGGCCGGACAAUCUCAUCACCGCCGCCGAUAGGCUGAAUUUCCACCGGAGCUACAAACUCAUGGGCCCCUCCCACUGAAUGGGAUUAUGUAGGAUAUUAUAUAUCUAGAUACUUUGUCACCAUCUUUUCUAUGUCGGCUACAUUUUCCCUAUAUCUGUGGGUUUAGGAUCCAUUAGCGGCUCCAGAUCUGAUUAAGCCCCGCCCCCCAUUAGCGGCUCCAGAUCUGAUUAAGCCCCGUCCCCCCAUUUGCGGCUCCAGAUCUGAUUAAGCCCCGCCCCCCAUUAGCGGCUCCAGAUCUGAUUAAGCCCCACCCCCCCAUUAGCGGCUCCAGAUCUGAUUAAGCCCUGCCCCCCCAUUAGCGGCUCCAGAUCUGAUUAAGCCCCGUCCCCCCAUUAGCGGCUCCAGAUCUGAUUAAGCCCCGUCCCCCCAUUAGCGGCUCCAGAUCUGAUUAAGCCCCACCCCCCAUUAGCGGCUCCAGAUCUGAUUAAGCCCCGUCCCCCCAUUAGCGGCUCCAGAUCUGAUUAAGCCCCGUCCCCCCAUUAACGGCUCCAGAUCUGAUUAAGCCCCGUCCCCCCAUUAGCGGCUCCAGAUCUGAUUAAGCCCCAACCCCCCAUUAGCGGCUCCAGAUCUGAUUAAGCCCCGUCCCCCCAUUAACGGCUCCAGAUCUGAUUAAGCCCCGUCCCCCCAUUAGCGGCUCCAGAUCUGAUUAAGCCCCAACCCCCCAUUAGCGGCUCCAGAUCUGAUUAAGCCCCGUCCCCCCAUUAACGGCUCCAGAUCUGAUUAAGCCCCGUUCCCCCAUUAGCGGCUCCAGAUCUGAUUAAGCCCUGCCCCCCCAUUAGCGGCUCCAGAUCUGAUUAAGCCCCGUCCCCCCAUUAGCGGCUCCAGAUCUGAUUAAGCCCCGUCCCCCCAUUAGCGGCUCCAGAUCUGAUUAAGCCCCUCCCCCCAUUAGCGGCUCCAGAUCUGAUUAAGCCCCAACCCCCCAUUAGCGUCUCCAGAUCUGAUUAAGCCCCGUCCCCCCAUUAACGGCUCCAGAUCUGAUUAAGCCCCGUUCCCCCAUUAGCGGCUCCAGAUCUGAUUAAGCCCCGUUCCCCCAUUAGCGGCUCCAGAUCUGAUUAAGCCCCGUCCCCCCAUUAGCGGCUCCAGAUCUGAUUAAGCCCCGCCCCCCAUUAGCGGCUCCAGGUCUGAUUAAGCCCCGUUCCCCCAUUAGCGGCUCCAGGUCUGAUUAAGCCCCGUUCCCCCAUUAGCGGCUCCAGAUCUGAUUAAGCCCCGUCCCCCCAUUAGCGGCUCCAGAUCUGAUUAAGCUCCGCCCCCCCAUUAGCGGCUCCAGAUCUGAUUAAGCCCCGCCCCCUCCCAUUGUUAACCAUCACUCUGGGCUCUAUUUAAUGCCCUUUCUCUGUAUAUUUGUAUAGGGACAAUGAAGAGAUGGGGGGGGUCAGACAUAGAAACCAACACAAAACCUUUAUUGGAAGGAAACAUCUUUUUUUAUCCAAUUAACAGACAGAAUUUCCCUCUCCAAAAUGUAAUUUUUUUUUUAGUAAAACUGUUAGAAAAAAGCAAAAUUGAAUAAAGAGCGGAAUUUGA
Messenger RNA from Xenopus tropicalis (tropical clawed frog), 2017 nucleotides. RefSeq names its product piercer of microtubule wall 1 (gene pierce1). Lineage: Eukaryota; Metazoa; Chordata; Amphibia; Anura; Pipidae. Bases 134 to 514 code for a protein of 126 amino acids. The transcript has 3 exons. The record is from RefSeq and is a predicted model, not a curated record.